GAUUAACUAAUGAAAAUAUUCAAAAAUAUUAAUUAGGUAUGAAAUAAAAGAAUACUGCAAUAGUGUAUUCUUCAAAUUACUUUUUAUAUAUCAUAAUGUGGCCAUAAAAUGAUUUUUUUUUUUUACAGAAAAAAUAAUAAAAUCAUAUGGAGAUGGAAAUGUAUACCAAUAUGCGAUGAAAUCGUUCAAUAUGCUUUUAUUUGACGAUAUAAAUGAAAUCAAAGAACAUGAAAAAAUGUUAAACAUACGACCUGUUAGAUCAUACGAUGUAGCUAUUAAGGAAUUACCAGAAACCAAUAACAUUUCUAAAGUUGAAGAUUACAUAAAUGCUAUUGAAAAAACAGCAAUUUCAGAGAAAUUACCAUCUUUUAGAAGAUUCUAUUGGAUCGUGAAAUAUGACAUAACAGAUAGAGCACAAGAUUAUUGGUAUCAUCAUAUAGUAAAAUUGAAAACAAAUUCAGAAGAUUUAAAGACAAUAUCAAGAUGGUGCAAGAUACCAGAGAACUAUAAUAAGGGAUGAAUACUAAAACCAAAUUCAGAGCUGAGCGAGGGGUAGAAGAGAAACUUUUAGUAUUAAUAAUUAAAUCAAGAACUAACUUGAAUGAUUCCAUUUCAAAUAUUUUUAGUUAUUUUUAAGUUAUUUAUUUAUUAUAUUAAAAAAAGAAAAUGAUAUUUAAAAUAUAAUGUAUAUGGCAUAUAGAUUUAUGGAUUUUCAAAUAUGUACUUGGAUAAUUAUAAUUUAUAACAAAAUUUAUAUUUUAUAAGCUUAUAGGUAAAUAAAUAUAUAUAUAUUACAUUAAAAAUCUUUAAAAAUGUA
This is a messenger RNA of Aphis gossypii (cotton aphid), 817 nucleotides long. RefSeq lists its product as uncharacterized. NCBI's taxonomy places the organism in Eukaryota, Metazoa, Arthropoda, Insecta, Hemiptera, Aphididae. The record is from RefSeq and is a predicted model, not a curated record. The transcript has 12 exons. The coding region runs from base 176 to 520 and encodes 114 amino acids.